UCGUCCGUUCCGGCGCUCGACAUGUUCAUCACAAACCUUGUUUUACGCUCGCGCGUGCAGGCUGGCACGCUCAUUUGCACGUUGGUCUACUUGCAGCGGUUGCAGAAGCGGCUACCAAAGGAGGCAAGAGGGAUGGAGUGCACGUGUCACCGCAUUUUUCUAGCCACUCUCAUUGUUGCUGGAAAAUAUCUUAACGACGCCUCCCCGAAAAACAAGUACUGGGCACGGUACUCAACAGUGUUUACAGUUGCGGAGGUCAAUCUGAUGGAGAAGCAGCUACUAUUUUUGCUGGAUUUUGACCUGCGCAUCGAC
Molecule: messenger RNA, 312 nt
Organism: Kickxella alabastrina
Lineage: Eukaryota; Fungi; Kickxellomycota; Kickxellomycetes; Kickxellales; Kickxellaceae
Product: cyclin PHO80-like protein
Exons: 3
Biological process (GO): regulation of cyclin-dependent protein serine/threonine kinase activity
Cellular component (GO): nucleus; cyclin-dependent protein kinase holoenzyme complex
Molecular function (GO): cyclin-dependent protein serine/threonine kinase regulator activity; protein kinase binding
Source: RefSeq, a predicted model, not a curated record